GCCAGAGCUGGGCCAAUCCAAGGCCAGGAGUUUCUUCCAGUCUCCUACGUGGAUGCAGGGACCCAAGCACUUGGGCCAUCUUCUACUGCUUUCCCAGGCCAUCAGAGCAGACAGCUGGAUAGGAAUUAGAGCAGCUGAGACUUGAACUGGCACCCACAAGGGAUGCCGCUGCCAAAGGCGGCACAGUUUAACCCACUAUGCCCCUGUGCUGCCUGCACUCUCUCUCUCUCUCUUUCUCUCUCUCUCUCUUUUUAGGCAAAGUUACAGAGAGAGAGAGAUCCUCCACCCGCUGGUUCAGUUGGACCUACAAUUAAUCAUUCCUUAAGUUGGAAAAAGCUCGGAUACUAUUGUUAACAGUCACAUAAGGAGUUCCAUUAUACAUGCACAUCUCUGUAUUAUCAAGUGGGUAAAAUUUUUAAAAUGGCACCAUGGGGGUGGUGUAGUGGGUUAACCCACUACCUACAAUGCCAGCAUCCCAUAUGGGUGCAGGUUUGAGUCUCAGCUGACCCAUUUCCCAUCCAGCUCCCUGCUAAUACACCUGGGAGAGCAGCAGCAGAUCACCCAAGUCCUCGGGCCACUGCACUCACAUGGGAGACCUUGAUGAAGCUCUUGGCUCCUGGCUUCAGCCUGGCCCAGCCCCAGCUAUUGUGGCCAUUUGGGGAGUGAAUCAGAAAUUGGAAUCUCUGUGUCUCCUCCUUGUUGCUGUGGAUUCGUUCUGAGAGGAGGAGCGCAGUGGGGGCAAGAGGCGCGGAGUCAUCACACAGACCCUGGGAGUCCGGUGAAAGCGGGCCAGAGGUGAGCAGCCUACAGACUCGUUUAUUUCAGUUGGUACAGCAGCUUAUAUAACCGAGGCAGCCAAUCCACUCAAGGGGCGGUUUAUGCCCUAACCAACCACAGCCUGUUGCCAGGCAGUUUCUGAAGCCAUCCAAUCACAGCCUGUUGCCAGGUAGGCUCUUUUGCCAGCUGCCAUCUUGGCAUGGCCUUCUCAUUCCACCACACCUCCUCUCUCUUUCUGUAACUCUGCCUUUCAAAUAAAUUAAUUAAUAAAAUUAAUCUUUUUUAAAAGUUCCUAAGAACCCCCUCUUAUUUAUUUUUUAAAGAUUUAUUUAUUUAUUUGAGAGGCAGAGGCAAAGAGAGAGGGAGAGAGAGAAAGUCUUCCAACCACUGGUUGAUUCCCCAAAUGGCAGCUACAGCCAGAGCCAGGCCAACCAGGAGCCAGGAGUGUCUUCCAGGUCUCCCAUGCAGGUGCAGGGGCCCAAGCACUUGGGCCACCUUCUACUACUUUUCCAGGCCAAAGCAGAGAGCUGGAUCAGAAGUGGGGCAGCUGAGACUUGAACUGGAGCCCAUAAGGGAUACCAGCACUGCAGACGGUGGCCUUACCAGCUACACCACAAUACCAGCUCCCUAAAAACCUCUUUAAAAAAAAUAAAUUAAAUAAUGCUACUCUGUUUAAAGUUGCUGGGAAGCACCAUUUUGUCAUUUUAUAAGGUCCAAAUUUUGUCUCAAAUACUGUCUUAUUUAAAUUCUAUUCUCGUUGGUCAGAUAAUUUUUAGUAGAUUUUCAACUAGAUAGUCUACAGCAUUACUUUUUAGAAAACAAAUAAAUGAGGGGUUGGCAAACAGCAAAAUGGAUUAAACCGCUGUCUGUGAUGCUGGCAUCCCAUAUGAACAAUAUGGGUUCAUAUUGGCCCAAGCACUUGGGCCCCUGCACCCACGUGGAAGACCCAGAAGAAGUUCCUGGCUCCUGCCUUCAGCCUGGCCCAGCCCUGGCCAGUGUAACCAUUUGGGGAGUGAACCAGCAGUUGGAAGAUCUCUCUCUCUCUCUCUCUCCCCCCCCCCACCCUGUAACUCUGCCUUUCAAAUAAAAUAAAUAAAUAAAAAUGUUAAGAAGAAAAAUUUUCUCAUCUUUUAUGAAUGAUAAAACUACACAAAUAGGGGCCGGCACUGUGGCUCACUUGUUAAUCCUCCGCCUGCAGCACCAGCAUCCCGUAUGGGCACCAGUUCUAGUCCCAGUUGCUCCUCUUCCAGUCCAGCUCUCUGCUGUGGCCCGGGAAGGCAGUGGAGGAUGGCCCAGGUGUUCAGGCGCCUGCACCCGUGUGGGAGACUAGGAGGAAGCUCCUGGCUCCUGGCUUUGGAUCGGCGCAGUGCCGGCCGUAGUGGCCAUUUAGGGGGUGAACCAACGGAACGAAGACCUUUCUCUCUGUCUCUCUCUCACUGUCUAACUCUAUCUGUCAAAUAAAAAAAAAAAAAAAAACUACACAAAUAAAGAUUAAGGGGCAGACAUUUGGCUCGGUGGUUCAGAUGCUGCUUGGGACUCCAGCAUUCCAUGUCAGAGUGACUGGGUUCAGUCCCUGCUACACUUCCAAUGCCAGCUUCAUACUAAUGUGUACCCAGAAAGGCAGCAGGUGAUGGCUCGGAGAGUCACUGACACCCACGCAGGAAUUCCCCACUCCCAGCUUUGACCUGGCCCAGCCCCAGCGGUUGUAGCACUUGAGGAGUGAACCAUCAAAUGGGAGAUCUCUGUCUCUCUGCUUUUCAAAUAAGUAAAAAUAAAUAGUAAAUUGUACAUAAUAAAAAUAAACAAAGGUUAAGCAUGUGUUAUCCAAAUUAUUUAAAAUGAGGCUAGGUUGAAUUGAGAGAGGUAAGUGUAAACCAGAAACCAGAUUCUGAAGAUUCAGGACAGAACAAAGGCUAUAAAAUAUUCCAUUAGCAACUUUUCUAUCAAUUACAUCUUCAUAUGAUAUUCUGGAUAUAUUUGGUUAACUAAACUAUAAUUAUUAAAGUUAAUUUUGCCUUUUUCCUUUCAUCAUUUUAUAAUGGAUACUAGAAAUUUUUAAAUGCCCUAUUUGGCAUCAAGGAUUUCCAUGGGUCAGUGCUGGAUUAAAAAGCAUUCCAGGCACCAGCAUUUAACGUCUGUCCCAUAUCGGAGAGCCCAGGUCUGACGCCUGGCUCCAGCUUCCCACUCACGCGGCCCCUGGGAGGCAGCUAUGACGGUUCAAGGAGUUGGGUUCCAGCCACUCGCCAGGAGACAGGGACUGUGUUCCUGGCUACUGGCGCCAGCCUGGCCCGGCUCCGGUUGUUUAGGGCAUUUGGAGAUUGAAUCAGCAGAUGAGAGUUCUCUUUAGGUUUCUCAAUUAAAAAAAAAAAAACAAAAAACAAAACAAAAACAAAAAAACAAAUCAAUGAAUAAAAAUAAGAGUAUUUUUUUAAAAGUGUGAAGGAAGUAGCAUGCACAAAAGGAGCCAACCAGUUUUUGCAUUCGUGUCCACUGGGGAAAGCUUUCCCCCAGUGAUCAGGGUAAACAUCUACGCGAUGACAGCUCUGCCAUGUUCUCCAAGUUCUGCCCUGCAGUACCGGCACCGUGUUGAUAAGAACCACAGGAAAAGGCAUUUCCUCGGCAGAAGAAAUUCUCGGAGGGACUUUUCACUACUUGGAAACGCAGAGCUGGAAUAACCUAUCAAGAACAAGGAAGGCACAGAUCUCCUCUGUGGGCAGGAUCCCGGUCCUGGUCCCUCUCAGCUGGCCACCCGUCUCUGCAGUAGGGGUGAUCGCUUACAGCUGGCAGGCCAGAGCCAAAGGCCACCCACGAGGUCAUUACAUAAUGCUUGGUAGCUGCGGCCACGUGUGUGCCGGCUCUGGGGGCCCGGUCCCAGCUCCGACAGGCAGAGCCAGCGCUCAGGGCGACCAGCGCGCAGAGUGUGUGCUCAGGCUGUUUGUUUGGAAAAAGCCUGCCUGGCUCUGUCCCCCUCCAGCCUCUCUCUCUCUCUUCCUCCCCCCCCCCCCCUUCCUUCUAAACACUCUGGCAUAAUGCUGAAUGACUUUGUUUUUAAGCUGCCUUAGCCUUGCUUUGGGAAGAAAAAGCCGGCAUAGCCUUGCCCUGUAGGCGCACGCUGUUAUUUUUGGAGCAGAGGUUCUAAGCCUGAUCUCUGUCUAAACCAAUUUCUGUUCCCAGGGAGGUCGCGGUGUGCGACUGCCCUCCCUCCACGGAGGGCGCCCUGAGACGUGGGGGGCCUGGCCCUCCCGCCCUCGGCACGCAUCCGCAGGCUCCUGGCCACUCAGAGUCCCCGCAUUAGACCGUGCCCUUGGAACAGUCGCGGCCGCAUGCCGCGGAGCAGCGGGCGCUCUGUCCCGGGGAGCAUGGAAAAUUCUUGCUCCAGUCGGAGCCGCACAUGCCAGACGACUCCCUCCACCUCUCUUUCAGGAACACGGCUGAAUAGUAUGUUUCGGAUCAGGACUAAUGCUGUUCUUUCUUUCCUGUAACUCAUGGGACGUCAGGUGGGACUGCUCAGGGUUAAGGAAGCCACCAUGGGAGGGUGUCUGUAGGCUGCUCACGGUGCACCAGCAGGGCAGAGCCACAGCCCGCUCUGAGCACCGCCCCUGGAGCCCCCAGGGACCCUGACACCACUUCUCAGGAGCCCCCAUGGAGAGCAUCCUCGGCUGUAACUCGCUCCAGGGUUGGGCUGCUGGACCCAAGGAGGAAAUCUCCAGUGUCUCACAGCUCCUCUUCCCGACUUGUUAACUCCUUGGAGUUUGCAUAACGUGUGCCUGGUAGGAAACACGUCACAUUACAAAGAGUUCAAAACACUGCUUUCAGGGUGGCCAGUCAACCUAGUGGUUAACACACCACAUCUGCACAUCACAGGUCCCAGGUUCUGAGCCGGCUCCCACACCUCACUCCAGCUUCCUGCUAACACCACUGGCGAGCAGGGGUGGCAACUCAAUUAAUGGGAUCCCUGCCACGCAUGUGGGAGACCUGGAUUGAGUUGCUGGGACUGUUUCCCACUGGCCCCGUGUGGGCCCUGUGUUCAUUUGAGGAAUGAAACAGCAGACAGCAUCUCUCUCUCUCUCUCUCCCUUCCCCUCUCCCCUUUCUUUCUGUUUCCCUCUCUCAAUCAUCUCUCCAUUAUCCAUUUCUUUGCCUCUCAAGUACAUAAAUAAAGAAAAUUUUUAAAAUUAAAAUUAAAAAAACACUGCUUUCACAAAAAUAAGACCCCACCUUAUCAUUGCUCCCUCCCUUUGAGACAGGUAGCUGAACAUUCCAGGACAGGUGUGCGUGGAGGAGGCCCACACCAUGAGUGGGCGGAGCAGGAGGCAGGAGCCCGGGUGGGAGCCCGGGGCAGGGGCUGCAGUGGCUGCAGUGGCUUUGGCCUUGGCAGAUGAGAGGUGAGCGGUCAGGUGCCAGUGGCAGGCGGCUAUACAUAGCCAGCCAAAGCUUCUUAGAACAGAAACCUGCUUCCCACCAUCCCCCGGUCCCACUCGCAGCCCCCGCAGUAAAUCCCCUGGGGGCCCGCUCACCCUUUGGAAGGAGGGCAGCCAGCCGGUGGCCACACCUGACGGCCGACAGCCCUCGCCCUUGCUCUGCCUGCCUGGGGACCGCCGGGGGGCCCAGCCAUGGUCGACAUGGGGGGCCUGGACAACCUCAUCGCCAACACGGCCUACCUGCAGGCCCGGAACACUUCGGAAGUUGACAGCCGCGAGCUGCAGCGGCGGCGCCGGAGCCUGGCGCUGCCCGGCCCGCAGGCCUGCGCCGAGCUCCGCCGGGAGCUGCCCGCACACUUCCACAGCCUCUGCGAGCAGCAGCCCAUUGGCCGCCGCCUCUUCCGCGACUUCCUGGCCACGGUGCCGGCGUACCGCGAGGCCACGGCCUUCCUGGAAGAGGUGCAGAGCUGGGAGCUGGCCGAGGAGGGGCCGGCCAAGGGCAGCGCGCUGCAGGGGCUGGUGGCCGCCUGUGCCCAAGGCCUGGCCCCAGGGCAGCCGCUGGCCUUCCUUAGCCCAGCUCUGGCCGCCAAGAGCCAAGCGGCUACCACAGAGGAGGAGCAGGCCGCCGUGGUGACGCUGGCGCAGGCAGAGACCAUGGCCUUCCUGCAGGAGCAGCCCUUCCGCGAGUUUCUGGCCAGCCCCUUCUACGAGAAGUUUCUGCAGUGGAAACUCUUUGAGAUGCAGCCGGUGUCAGAGAAGUACUUCACGGAGUUCCGGGUGCUGGGCAAAGGGGGUUUCGGGGAGGUCUGCGCCGUCCAGGUGAAGAACACCGGUAAGAUGUAUGCUUGUAAAAAACUGGACAAGAAGCGGCUGAAGAAGAAAAAUGGUGAGAAGAUGGCUCUCUUAGAAAAGGAGAUCUUGGAGAAAGUGAGCAGCCCUUUCAUCGUCUCCCUGGCCUAUGCCUUUGAGAGCAAGACCCAUCUCUGCCUGGUCAUGAGUCUGAUGAACGGGGGAGACCUCAAGUUCCACAUCUACAGUGUAGGCUCACGGGGCCUGGCCAUGGAGCGGGUGGUCUUCUACUCAGCCCAGAUGACCUGCGGAGUGCUGCACCUCCACACCCUUGGCAUCGUCUACCGGGACAUGAAGCCAGAGAACGUGCUGCUGGAUGACCUUGGCAACUGCAGGCUGUCCGACCUGGGGCUGGCCGUGCAGGUGCAAGACGACAAGCCCAUCACGCAGAGGGCUGGAACCAAUGGUUACAUGGCUCCCGAGAUCCUUAUGGAAAAGGUGAGUUAUUCCUACCCUGUGGACUGGUUUGCGAUGGGAUGCAGUAUUUAUGAAAUGGUUGCUGGACGAACCCCAUUCAAAGAUUACAAGGAAAAGAUCAGCAAAGAAGACCUAAAGCAAAGAACCCUGAAAGAAGAGGUUGUAUUCCAACAUGAUGGCUUCACAGAGGAAGCAAAAGAUAUCUGCAGGCUCUUCCUGGCUAAGAAGCCGGAGCAGCGCUUAGGAAGCAGAGAAAAGUCUGAUGAUCCCAGGAAACACCCUUUCUUCCAAACCAUCAACUUUCCCCGCCUGGAGGCCGGCCUGGUUGAACCCCCAUUUGUGCCAGACCCUUCGGUAGUUUAUGCCAAAGACAUCGAUGAAAUUGAAGAUUUCUCUGAGGUUCGGGGGGUAGAAUUUGAUGACAAAGAUAAGAAGUUCUUCCAAAGAUUUGCAACUGGGGCUGUCCCCAUCGCAUGGCAGGAAGAAAUUAUAGAAACAGGACUGUUUGAGGAACUGAAUGACCCCAACAGGCCUGUGGGUUAUGGGAAGGGUAACUCCUCCAAGUCCGGGGUGUGUGUGUUAUUGUGAAGAACCCCCUCCGCCAGACCCCCUGACACAAUGCUGCAAUGCUCCUCACACAGUUGAAUGCAGCCUGACCACUUAAAAUGGACAUUUCUACUACAGAGCGAUGCAAAGGGCAGGCAAGCUCGCGAUGGGGACAUGGUUUCCUUUCUUUUCCUUUUUGUUCCUUAAAGAUGAGUGAAAUGUCCGUUUUCACUGAAGGCUAGGAAAGGAACCCUCGGGUUUAUUUUGAUAAGCUAAAAUCACGAGCCCUCCACCGUCACGUCCCUGUGAAUUACGCAAAGUCCUAGCAGCAGAGAAUGGAACUUUGUGGUGGACCCAGAAAAUGAGCAUUUGCAAUUCUUAGUAAAUAAUCAUUUUAGCUUUUCUUUGUUUAUAGUCUUUCUUCCCUUAAUCUGGCGGUAUUUCUCCUGCUUCUGUUCUUAUAAAAAGGAUUGGGAUGUUCCCAGUGCUCUUCCCCUUAAAAGGGAAUGGGUUGUAAUGAUUUGGCACUAAUUCAGAUUACAGAAUAAUUUUCAAUUUCACUGAUAGUUUCUUUUUUAUUUUUUUAGAAGUAAUGUACUAUCAUAACAUUAAAGUGCUUUAAAGGUAAAUAUCCACGAGGUCUGUGAAUUAAAGUACUCAGCUGAGUUCUCUAAUACACUAUGCCACAAAGUGCUGACUCAUGAAAUUCCUUCCAUCAUCGGUCCUCAAAUGUUGCUGAGCUUCGUAAUCACCUAGAGAUGUUUUACAAAUACUCAUACCUGGCCCCCACCCCUGGGUCUUUUGAUCCCCACCUCCAGCUUGGACAUUUAGAUUUUCAAAAGCUCCCCAGAUGGGGGCCAGCAUUGAAGUACAGUGGGUAAAGUCUCUGCUCGCAAAGCUGGCAUCCCAUAUGAGUGCCAGUUCAAGUCCUGGCCACUCCACUUCUGAUCCAGCUUCUUGCUAAUGUGCCUCAGAAGGCAACAGAAGAUGGCUAAGUGCUUGGGUCCCUGCCACCCAUGUGGGAGACCAGGAUGGAAUUCUAGGCCCCUGGCUUUGGCCUGGCCAUUGCAGCCAUCUGGGGAAUGAACCAGUGAAUGAAAGAUCUCUUUCUCUCUGUCUCUCCUUCUCUCUCACUCUGCCUUUCAAAUAAAUAAAAUAAGUCUUUUAAAUUAAAAAGUUUAUCAGAUGAUUCUAAUGUGCACAAGAUUUAAUCAGCACUGCCAUGGACAUUUCAGUGUCAUUACAGAUAGAUAAUGAUUGUGAUUUCUUAAAACUUCACACAAUUUGACAGCAAUUUUUCAAAUAUCCUAAAAAGCACGUAAUUUGGAUACUGCAGUGCAUGUGAAACAAAAUAAUCUGUACUCAUUUUUUAGAUUCUUUUGUCUUUGCAUCUUUUAGGUCAUCACAUAUUUUAGGAGGCAGAUCUCAUGACUAUUUCAAGGCUCAUAGGAGACAUGUGGGCUUAGAAAUUGAAUUGCACAAAUGGUGGCCCUCAUUACAACCGGCCAGCCAGCACUGUGUUGUAGUUAGUGUGUCUCCAAAGCACAAGUGAAUUGAGAAUUCUAAAGCUACAAACAUUAUUUGGGACACAAAUAUAAAUCCGGGUGAUAUAAACAAUAUAUGUGUGCAAAGGAACUCUUACUCACCCCAGUGUGAAAAAUGAUUUCAGUCAAAUGGCUGAAGUCAUUUUUAAAGUUUUGUCCCUUGAGGACAGAAUACAAGAAUUGCAAAAACACUGGCCAGAGAUAUUUUAGUUUCCUGGAAUCCAGCUAACAGUAACCCGCAACUACACAGUAUUAACCGUAUCUGGAACAAGUAAGGAGAGAGCUUCUGGGAGUGGAGUCCUGGCUCAUAUGGCACAGGCUGCCCACGCUACUUCUCCUUCCUCCUCAGCAUGAUCCCCGAUUUUCCGAAUCCUAAUCCGGGUACACCUGCAACAUCCUGAGUCACCAAGGUGGAUAGAGGUUAUGUGUCCAAAAGCUCGUUUUUCCUAAGGCAAGGAAGUAGAUAAAAAUUUGAUAGAUUUCUAACAAGUCUAUUUUAACAAAAAAUAAAAAAAAAGUUGACUAAUAAUGAACAAAUCCAGUUAAUCUGACCUAGUAAUGGAGUUCUUAGGAUGUGGCUUUAUAAACAUUACACUUUUAAAAAGCAGUGUCUUGUUUGUUUGUCAAUUGUGUCUUAAUAAAGCCAGAAGGAGGAGGGUGAACACACUUGCUGUGAGAUGGACAUGAACCGUGGGGAUCAAGGGUGGGAUGCUAUGGUUUGGACAUG
Molecule: messenger RNA, 9280 nt
Organism: Oryctolagus cuniculus (rabbit)
Lineage: Eukaryota; Metazoa; Chordata; Mammalia; Lagomorpha; Leporidae
Gene: GRK7
Product: G protein-coupled receptor kinase 7
Biological process (GO): regulation of signal transduction; protein phosphorylation; signal transduction
Cellular component (GO): cytoplasm
Molecular function (GO): rhodopsin kinase activity; ATP binding
Source: RefSeq, a predicted model, not a curated record